UUGGCACAGGACAUGCCACAACUGUAGUGAUGUGUAAUAAAAUAAAAAUAUCGAUAUUUUUAUUAAAAAUAGUCAUAACUUCGUCGAGCAUUUUGAAAUCAGAACCGAAUUAUAUAAAGCCCGCAUUGGAUAGAAAUAAUAUAGUCAAUAAAGGUAUUUGGAUAAGAAAUAGAAAUAAUAAUGAGUUCGAGAGGCCAACCAUCGGUGAAUUUAUUUAUCGACCGAAUUCACUAAAUCUGGACGAUUUAUUAGACAAUAAUUUUUAUGCGUCUGGUAACAAUUAUGUGGCAGAUUCACCGAUUAUAUCGAAUUACGUGGAGAGAUCGAAGAGGGCAUCAAAUUAUGAUAAGACAAAAACUAAUAGAAAAAAUAUAAAAGCCUGUGAUGGUCAACCUGAUUGCCCCAUAAAAAUGUUUACCGAGGAAAACACGUUAGGUAAAUCUGAAUUAAUAACGAAAUUGAGACCCGCAUCUGUAUUUAAUGACUAUCCGUAUGAAGUAGCCAUAUUGUUAGGUAAAACGCAAGACGUAAAAUCGGAUUCUGCGGACAAUUUGCAAAUAUUAGAUGAAAAUAAGUCUGAUAUUACAAAUUUAACUGAAGCUAAAAAUUUAUCAGAAAACAUUGUACCUAUUAGGAACCCUAACAUUAAAAUCAAUGACAAAAUUACAAGUAACAGUUCUAACAUAACAAUACCAAAGCGAAGCAUGAAAAGUGAUUAUGAAUCUAAGCUUAUUAAAAAAAUUGAAUACGAUGAAAUAAUAAAUGACCCUGUUGAGCCUAUAAAAUAUGGUCAAAAUGUGUUUGAUAAAGAUUCAGGAAUUUGGCAAAAGUAUACACAAAAAGUUGAGAAAGGUGGUAUAAAUGAAAGAGGAUUGAUUAAAGUAUUAUCAAUGCUCACUAAAACAUUUAAAAAAACAACUAAACAACAUAACGAUAUCAAAAAUAUUCAUAAUAAGAUACAGACAACAAAAGUGGAAAUGGAUAAAAAUUUAGAGGGCUUAACAGAAAAAUUCCGAGACUUUAAUGUCAAAUACACUUAUUUACUAAAUUUUAAUGAAAAAAUAAAACAAUUAGAAGCUAAAGAAGAAUAUUUAAAAAAGAAACACGACGAAAUAUCUCAGAACUUGAUAGAAUUUGAAAACCAGCAGAAAAAGUUUUUAGCGCAACAAAGACAAUUCUAUAACAUUCAAAAACUAAUGUUGGCUCAAAAUGAGAAAAUUAGUAUAAAACAAAAUCUAAUAGCAAAGACUCAAAGUGAAAUUUCUCACAGACAAAACAAUUUUGUUCGGAUAUUGAAAAAGGCUAAACAAAUAUACAUAGACAGCAAAAAAGUUACUAAAUUAAAUAACAAAGAGGAUAACGGAAAAGUUAAUCCUACAAAAGUUACACACACGACGACUUCAUCACCACUUACAACGGAAUCGAUAAAAAUAGAUUUGUUUUCCAUUCCCACUUAUACUGAACUUUUUAAUCAAGAUACACUUAUUCUGAAAGACAAGGAUGAACAUACUGUAGACGAUUUGAUUUAUAAAUAUUAUUUUAACAAUACAUUUAUAGAUAAUUUAAUGAAAAGCAAAGUACUAACAAAUUUUGUAACCAAAAAUAAAAAUACAGAUUUAACUAGAAAUAUAAAAAUUAAGAGAAAUAAAUUUAAGGAACCUAAAAAAUUUAAUACAACAAUAUUAAUACCAGUUAAUAAUUCAAAAAUAAAUCUUGGAGAAUCCAGUCAGAGGCAUAGAGAGAAAAGAUGGAUCCGCAAACAUUCCGCGGCCAAAUUUAAAAGACACAAUCGAGGCAAAUCAAGUGUUGUUACAGUUAAUCAUAUUGAUGACGCGAAACUAAACAAUAUUGUUGUGAAACCAACAAAUGUUAUGCCUAAUAUAAACGAAGAUGUUAAUGACCCAUUUAGGGUUAUGGCUAUAAACUUCUGUAAUGAAAUAGGUCAGAAUGUAAAUGAACAGGUACUUAGUUGGUGCAUAGAAAAAUCCUUGCGCAGAUUAAAGAGUAUUGAUAUGAAAUUUCCUUAUUCACCUGUUCCUGAACGAAAACCGACUAGAGGCAUAACAAACAAACCAACUGUUGAACAAAUUAAAAUAACAAAAGAUCUAAAAAGAUCCACGUUCUACUUCCUCCAGCUUGGCACAGUCAUCUUCUACAUCGCCACCGUCUUCAUUGAGUACAAAUCCAGUUUAGAUAAUGAAGAACUAGAGUCGAAUCUGAAACAAUACGAGAUUAGACCUGACACUGAAGGCAAUUUCUACUAUGAUGGUAGUUUGCAUGCCAGCGAUAUUGUUCCUACCGAUAGUGAUGGAUUCUCCGAGCUGAUGCCAGGCUUAGACAGCAACUCUCAUGUAGAUCUGGACCCUUUGGCCUUCGACCUUCAAUCUAGAAGACGGGCUUCAGUACGAAGAAUCAACGAAAACAUAUUAAGAAAAAUGGCGGGUAAAUGAUGCAAGCAAACCAAAUUGUUUCAAAUAUACAAGUAUAUAAUCAUAUCAUCUAUUAACUGUCUACUGCUAAAUACAAAGUUCCCCCUAUGGGGGGCUUUGCCAGUAGUUGCCAUAAUUGGCAGGUGAAUUAGCGACCGCAGUUAGGUCUUAGUGAUGUUUAAAGACGUA
Molecule: messenger RNA, 2618 nt
Organism: Galleria mellonella (greater wax moth)
Lineage: Eukaryota; Metazoa; Arthropoda; Insecta; Lepidoptera; Pyralidae
Exons: 8
Coding region: 30-2450 (806 amino acids)
Source: RefSeq, a predicted model, not a curated record